CUGCACCCGGCCGAUCCCGGAAGUUCAUCGAAGGCUGCAGUUACGUCUUCGCUCUGGCCAUGGUUAGACUGACGCAUUUCAAAACGGACUUCACACAUUUUUCCUUGGAUUGCUUAAUUUGAAUUUUUGCUAGAUUUUUAUUUAACUUCAACGUCAACUUAUACUAACUGUCAAAAUGAAUGUGACAUUCGCUGUCAAGCAGUAUGUCUCCAAAAUGAUAGAGAACAGCGGGCCCGGAAUGAAGGUUUUGUUGAUGGAUAAAGAGACGACGAGCAUCGUAAGCGUGGUUUACACACAGUCGGAGAUCCUGCAGAAGGAGGUCUACCUCUUUGAGCGGCUUGACUCGCAGAACAGGGAAAAUAUGAAACACCUGAAGGCGAUCUGUUUUCUCCGUCCCACUAAGGAGAACGUCGAAAACUUGAUUCAGGAACUUCAUCGGCCGAAAUACAGUGUUUAUUUUAUCUAUUUCAGCAACGUCAUCAGUAAGAGUGAAAUAAAGGCGCUGGCGGAGGCCGACGAGCAGGAGGUGGUGGCGGAAGUACAGGAAUUUUAUGGAGACUUCAUCGCAGCGAAUCCUCACCUUUUCUCCCUCAACCUACUGGGUGUUGCCAGGGGUCGUAGCUGGGAACCCAGCCUGCUUCCACGCGCCACCCAAGGUCUGACGUCAGUGCUGCUGGCUCUCAAAAAGUGUCCCAUGAUCCGAUACCAGCUCUCCUCAGACAUGGCUAAGAGGCUGGCAGAGAGUGUUAAGCAAAUCAUCACUAAGGAGUAUGAGCUUUUUGACUUCAGGAAGACAGAGGUGCCUCCCCUUCUGCUCAUCCUGGAUCGCAGUGACGAUGCCAUUACUCCUCUGCUCAACCAGUGGACGUACCAGGCUAUGGUGCAUGAGCUCUUAGGCCUCAACAACAACCGCAUUGACCUGUCCCGGGUUCCAGGCAUCAACAAGGACCUGCGGGAGGUGGUGUUGUCUGCUGAAAACGACGAGUUUUAUGCCAACAACCUGUACCUGAACUUCGGCGAGAUUGGGACAAAUAUCAAGAACUUAAUGGAGGAUUUUCAGAAGAAGAAGCCAAAGGGGCAGCAGAAACUGGAGUCCAUUUCAGACAUGAAGGCCUUUGUGGACAACUACCCACAGUUUAAGAAGAUGUCGGGCACGGUGUCAAAGCACGUGACAGUGGUGGGCGAGCUGUCGCGGCUGGUGAGCGAGAGGCAGCUUAUGGAGGUGUCAGAGGUGGAGCAGGAACUGGCCUGUCAGAAUGACCACUCCAGCGCGCAGCAGAAUGUCCGGAGGCUCCUGCAGAACCCCAAGGUGUGUGAGCUGGAUGCAGUGCGCUUGGUGAUGCUCUACGCACUUCGCUAUGAGAGGCACAGCAGUAGCAACCUGCCUGGCCUCAUGGAGGACCUCAACCGGAAGGGCGUCUCUGAGCGCUACCGCAAGAUGGUGCAAUCUCUGGUAGAGUAUGGCGGGAAGCGUGUCAGAGGAAGUGACCUCAUCACGCCCACAGACGCGGUGGCCAUCACCAAACAGUUCUUCAAAGGUCUCAAGGGUGUGGAGAACGUCUACACUCAGCACCAGCCCUUGCUGCAUGAGACCCUGGACCAGCUCAUCAAAGGCCGCCUGAAGGACAGCCAGUUCCCCUACCUGGGACCCAGCACCCUCAGAGACAGACCCCAGGACAUCAUCGUGUUCGUCAUCGGGGGGGCCACGUAUGAGGAGGCGCUGACUGUUUACAACUUCAACCGCACCAUGCCGGGGGUCCGCGUCGUACUUGGAGGGACCAACAUCCACAACACGAAGAGUUUCCUGGAGGAAGUAACUUUAGCCACAGGUUCGAGCCAGAGCGGCGAGAGAGUGCAGGGGACCAGCCGCCUCCCCAGCCGGCGCUGAUGGUGACAUCACUGGCUCUGGACCACAUGGUAUCAUCAGCGUUCCAGUGCUGUGUACAGCGUCACCACUUGGCCCUUUGCCGCUAUCCGACUGCUCAACAAAUCUGAUAUUUCUUAAAAUGGUUUCCUCCAUCUGACCGAACAUUAAAUUACGCUUUUUUUUGUUCGGGGAAGUACUACUCGACCACACGUAUGAGAGGGGCAUGAUAUAAUUUGGAAGAAAGUGCUCCAUCGUGGUGUAUUUGACAGCGGUUUUCUGGAAGAUGGAUCAGAAGACAGAUGCAUGCUCACCCGGACACCUUCUACAAUGUUCCCCGAUGCUGGCUGGUGUCAGUCCUUUCUCUGUCUCUCCACACCAUGCAGAGAAGGACCCAGCACAAAUCAAGGCAGUCCAUAGACACUGGUCUGACGGCUGUGAGUAUUCAUGGUGCACGGCCUGUGGAAACUACAGAAAAUGGCGGAGAGGGUUUUUAAAUGCCGGGCGGAGGACAGUCACAGGUUCACCUGCAAUACUCCCUUGGACUCUCACUAUAACAGCAUAGAAGUUGGCAGCCCGUGUCGGGGAAGUUGCUCACAAAAGUAAUCCGUUACAGACAGGUGGAAAGUUCAGAUCCAGAAAGCGCAAAUCCAGACCAAGGUUUUAUUCCAACCAAAGAGGUUGAGUUCUCUGUCACUACGACUUUAAUCAACUGGUUGGUUGAAACAAAGCCAUGGUUCGGAUUUGUACUUUCCGGACCUGAACUUUCCACCGCUGUCUGUACUGCAUUACUUUUGUAAAUAACUUCCCCAACACUGUCAGCAGCAUAUCUGGUAUUACGAGGGGUGUGUGGAGCGUGACCCUGUGGUCCCACAGUCAACAAUGCUAUUCAUCUUCCAUCGCUGUCCCUGGCUACGUGCAUUCAGAAACCACAAGCCAUUUUAUAUAUACACUACUAGAUUUAAAUUUCAAACCAGCCCAGUACACAUAAUUCACAGCUGGUGGCCACUGUAUCGCUGUAUGGAACAUGCAGAGCCCUGUAAGUGCUCCCUUAAACCCCAGAUAGCUUAUAGCGGUGAACUUUGGUAAGUUUUAUAUGGGAACAUAUGACAGCACUCCUGGAAAAGAACCUGCGUUUUAGGUUUGCCCAAAACUUGAACACACGUCCCCAUAAGUACACAACGUUUUGCACAUCCAAAGCCACGUUUGAUCGUGUAAGAUGUUUGUCAUUGGAGUGUACAGUGUGUCUCCGUCACAAAAUAAUCUGCUGUAAUUUAAUGUUUUUAUUCAACUAAUAAAUGUAGUAUCUCUUGUGCUAUUGCAAAUCA
Molecule: messenger RNA, 3192 nt
Organism: Brienomyrus brachyistius
Lineage: Eukaryota; Metazoa; Chordata; Actinopteri; Osteoglossiformes; Mormyridae
Gene: vps45
Product: vacuolar protein sorting 45 homolog
Exons: 15
Coding region: 176-1888 (570 amino acids)
Biological process (GO): vesicle-mediated transport; intracellular protein transport
Cellular component (GO): Golgi membrane
Source: RefSeq, a predicted model, not a curated record